Molecule: messenger RNA, 2290 nt
Organism: Dictyostelium purpureum
Lineage: Eukaryota; Evosea; Eumycetozoa; Dictyosteliales; Dictyosteliaceae
Exons: 4
Coding region: 622-2145 (507 amino acids)
Source: RefSeq, a predicted model, not a curated record
AUUGCACAAAAAAUUGAAAUGAUAAUAUUAAUCAUUUUUUUCGAUAGAUUUAAUUUUAAAUUUCCAUUUUCCUUAUUUUUUUUACUAUAAAAAGGAAAUAAAAAAAAAAAACCAUUUUCAUUAAAAAACAACAUUCAAAAAAAAAAACCUUAAAAAAAAAAAAAAAAAAAGUCAACUUUUUUAUUUAUUUAUUUAUUUAUUUAUUUAUUUAUUUAAUUUUAUUUAUUAUUUAUUAUUUAUUAUUUAUUUAUUUAUUCCCUUUUCAAAUUUUUUAACACUUUUUAUUUAUUUAUAUCAACAUAUUUAUUUAUUUAUUCAUUUAUUUAUUUAUUUAUAUAUAUCUAUUAUUUAUUUAUUUAUUUAUUUAUUUAUUUAUAAUAACAAUAUAACAAUUUUUAUAGCGCAAUUAUUUUAUUGUUAAAAUUUAUUUUUUAAUUUUGUAAAUAAAAUAUUUUCUGCCCCACCAAUAAUCAUUUAAAUAAUAAGUAAAAUUAUUAUAAGAAUAUUUAAACACUACAAAUAUCUAUUUCUUUUCAAAUUGUAAAAAUAAUCAUAGUAAUAACAAAAAAAGUAAUAAUAGAAAAUUUAAAAUCAGAAAAAUAAUAAAGAUCAAUUUAAAAAAUGACAGCAAUUUUUCCAAACAAUCAAUAUUAUUACUGGCCACAAUAUGCCCCACAAAAUAUGAAUCCAAAUAAAAUAAAUAUAUAUAACCAAAAUAUGAUACCAGCAGCAAUGGUACCAGGAUAUUAUACUGCCCCAAAUACACCAGUUACUUCAUCACCAAAUAUGCAUCUUCACUCACCACAACUAAUAAUGGAUCAAAACUCUCCACCAACUACAUAUGGAUAUGGUGAUACAUCACCAGUUAUGUCAUUAUCAUCAUCAUUUGGUAUUCCACCAAAUAUUUCAAUGAAUUAUAAUGGAAAUAGUAAUUAUAAUAGCAACUUUUGUAUCAAUAAUGCAAUUAAUAAUAUUAACAAUACAUUAAAUAUUCAAAAUGAAGUCAAUCAAGAACAAAACAAUAACAGCAAUAACAAUAAUGACAAUAACAAUAGUAAUAAAAGAUCAUAUGCAUUAAUGGAAGAAAAUUCAUCUUGUUCAACAAGUGAAGAAGACAUUUCAUCAGAUAAACAAUGUUUCUCUGAUAAAGAAAUUAACGACAACGAAGAUGAUGCCGAUAUUUAUUCCGAAGAUGAAGAGGAUCAAGAAGCAAUUAAAAUUUUUAUCACUCCUUUAGUAAAUUUAAUUUAUAAAACACCAGGUAUUUGCUCACCAAUAUUAAGAUUAUUCUCUGAAUGUUCAAGAGAAGAAAUUUCAGUAAAGCAAAUGUUAGUCAAGUUAAAACAUUUAUGUUCCGAAUUUUUAUUAGAUAGCUCGAUUUAUAUGACAUUACUCCACUCAUUAGUUAAGAUCGAUGGUGAUGUCAAAAUGGUAAAAUAUUUAGUUGAAAAUGGUGUUACCGAUGAAGAAUUAGAAUUUACUAAAGAAAUUACAUUAAACAACAACUCUCAAGAAGUUACCAAAAAGAAAAGAGAAAGAAAGAGAGAAAGCAUUAGUAGAGGUAUUAGAAGCCCACCAAACAAAUGGACUAAAGAAGAAAGUCAAAAUCUUAUCAAACUUGUCACUGAAAAUGGUGAUAAGCAAUGGAAAAAAAUCGCCACUAAAUUGGGUGGAGGUAAAACUGGUGCCCAAUGCGCUCAACAUUGGAAACGUGUAUUGAGCCCAGAAAUUAAAAAAGGCUGGAAGAAUGUUGCUAUCGAAAUUAAAACAAGAACUGACAUUCAAUGCAGAUAUCAAUACUUUAAAGCAAUCAUGUCACGUCAGACUGAAUGGAAUCAACUCGAAGACGACAUUAUCACUAAGAAAAUCAAAUUAAUGAUUCAAAAUAAUGAAAAGAUUUCAUUCUCACAAGUCUCCAAGCAUUUAGCAAGAGCUAAAACUACCAAGAUUCCAAGAACAGCUUUGGAAUGUAAAGCUAGAUGGCAAGUUUUAAACUCUCAUCAAUAUCAACAACAACAGCAACAAAUUCAACAACAAAUCCAACAACAAAGUAUUCAAAUUCAAAAUAGUUUUAUUCAUGAAGCUCAAAACUAUUAUUACAAAAAUAAUAAUACUGAACAACCAUAUCAUGCAAUAAAUAUGUAAAUAAUUUUUUAUUUAAUUUUUCUUCACCUCUAAAUAAUAUUUAUAAUUAUUUAUUUAUUUAAUAAAAAAAAUAAAAUAAUAAAAAAAAUUAAAUAUAAAAUUAAAUUAAUUUAAUAAAAAUUUAUAAUUUUUUUAAAUAAAAACU